Molecule: messenger RNA, 447 nt
Organism: Phytophthora sojae
Lineage: Eukaryota; Oomycota; Peronosporomycetes; Peronosporales; Peronosporaceae
Exons: 3
Coding region: 1-447 (148 amino acids)
Biological process (GO): DNA repair; regulation of sister chromatid segregation; maintenance of rDNA
Cellular component (GO): nuclear speck; cytosol
Source: RefSeq, a predicted model, not a curated record
AUGUCGGUGAAGCGCGGCGCCGGCGCCGGCAGCACCGGCAAGGCGUUCGUGGGGCAGAUCUACGCGGCGCUGCAGGCUUCGAGUCGGUCGACGCCCACGAUCAACGGCGUGGACUGCUCGCGUCUCUGGGUGCAGGGUGUCGUGGUCGCCACGUCCGAGGACCGCAGGCAGUGCACAAUAGACGACGGCACGGGCGUCUUGCGCCUGGAGCUCAAGGUUUUCCUUAAGAACGCGCCUCCAGGGGUGGAUGCACGGCCGCAAUUGGGAGACUACAUCAUGGCGAUCGGUCCCAUGCAGAAGAUGAAGGCGGACGCUGCGGGCUCCGUUCGCACCAUGCUGGCUCAUCAGGUCGUCAACCUUGACGCCAAGCUGCAGCGUGAACCCAUGUGGUUCCUGGAAGUGGUCGAGUACUGGACGUCGGUUGCCGCCACCACUGCAACAAGUUGA